AUGGCUUUGAUGAUAGAUCAUAACUCGUGUAGUGAAGGAAUGUUUUUAUCAUUAGACUCUCAUAAAUCAAUGCCUGCUCCUUUCCUUACUAAAACCUACCAAUUAGUUGAUGAUCCAACCACUGAUCAUAUAGUCUCAUGGGGUGACGACGAUACCACUUUCGUCGUGUGGCGGCCACCAGAUUUUGCUCGUGAUCUCCUUCCGAAUUACUUCAAACACAACAACUUCUCCUCCUUUGUCCGCCAACUCAACACUUAUGGUUUUAGGAAAAUUGUACCGGAUAGAUGGGAAUUUGCAAAUGAGUUCUUCAAAAAAGGCGAAAAACAUUUGUUAUGUGAGAUCCACCGCCGGAAAACAACACAACCACAUGUCGGGACAAACCACCACAACUUCACCGGCGGAGUAGGAAAUGGUUUAUUCUCAUACUCAUCAUCAUCAACAUCUACACUUGUACGUGACAGCAUCUCACCACCAAACUCCGAUGACGAUCUUCAUCAUCUAUUUGGUGACCAUGAUAACUCGCCACCACUCAUCUCUCCUUCACCAACUACCAACACAACAAAAGGCGGCUUAUUCGGAAUAUUUCCGAACGUCGUUAUUAAUAAUAGUAACAACAACAACAUCAGGCCGGGUAAUACGGUGACGGCUUUAUCAGAAGAUAAUGAAAGGCUACGACGAAGCAAUAACAUGUUGAUGUCUGAGCUUGCACACAUGAGAAAGCUUUACAAUGAUGUUAUUUACUUUGUACAAAACCAUGUGAAACCAGUAAAAUAUCCUAGUAAUAUCUUACCUCCUCCCCCGCCGUUAAUGGUUCAUCAACAACACAAGCCACAUCAUCAUCAACAACCAACAUCAUCUAUCUUUAACAGUCCAACUGUUGUGUACCCUACUCCUGCAAGUAAGCAGCUAGAGUCUCAUGAUGAUAAUUCAACAACGAUGAGGAUCACCAACAACAAUAUCGCUACUACAAGAGCAAAGCUAUUUGGUGUUCCGUUAAUGUUGUCUAAAAAGAGACUUCAUCCUGAAUAUGGGACUACUAAUACUACUCAUAAGGCAAGGUUGGUUUUAGAAAAUGAUGAUUUAGGUUUGAAACUUAUGCCUCCUUCUCCUUGCUAGCUAGCUGCUCUCUUUUUUAUGACUUUUUAAAGUUUGCUAGCUAGACUGAGUAUUAGUAAUUAUUUUACUACUACUUACUAAUCAAAAACCGGCCAGUAGUUAUUUACCAUAUCAUUCUGGGCCGGAUUUCUGUUUCAAAAUAUAUCUGAAUGAUUCAGAUUAAUUAGUC
Messenger RNA from Erigeron canadensis, 1285 nucleotides. RefSeq names its product heat stress transcription factor B-4-like. The record is from RefSeq and is a predicted model, not a curated record. The transcript is spliced from 2 exons. Gene Ontology annotation, cellular component: nucleus. Gene Ontology annotation, biological process: regulation of transcription by RNA polymerase II. Lineage: Eukaryota; Viridiplantae; Streptophyta; Magnoliopsida; Asterales; Asteraceae. Bases 1 to 1116 code for a protein of 371 amino acids. Gene Ontology annotation, molecular function: RNA polymerase II cis-regulatory region sequence-specific DNA binding; DNA-binding transcription factor activity.